This is a messenger RNA of Penaeus vannamei (Pacific white shrimp), 3141 nucleotides long. The record is from RefSeq and is a predicted model, not a curated record. Lineage: Eukaryota; Metazoa; Arthropoda; Malacostraca; Decapoda; Penaeidae.
GGCCAUCAAACCCACCCAAGACCCCACAAACUUUGCCCAGUAGUAGUGGAGGGCAUGAAGGAUACCUGGCAUAUUGCUGGUAUUAAGGUAAUGAAGGUCGCUGACCUGAAGAAGGAGUUGAAGGCGAGAGGAUUACCUGUGACAGGCAACAAAAAUGAGCUGGUGGAGAGGCUGCAAGAAGCUCUAGAAGCUGAUGGAAAUGUUCCACUGGGCACAGUAGAUGGAGAAGACGAAGAAUUUGAUGAAGAGGAGAUCCUUGGAGGUGAUGACAUGGAUACUGUAGACAUAGGGAAGCUGACCCCGCAGGAGGAGGCAGCAGCUUUGGGGGUCAACAUCAGUGUACGAGAUGAACUGAAUACAACUGAUCUCAACCAGGUGUCCACAAUGCUAGAACAGCCAGAAAAGAAAAAAAUCAGCCUGAAGAGGUCUGAGCCUCCAGUGCCCACAGCCCCGACCACCCCCCCUCCGACAGAGGCCUCCAAGGAAAAUACUUCACCUGAAAGCCAGAGUGAGGGUCAAGAGGAUGGCGUGCCUUCCAAGAAGCUCAUCAGACUGAGUUCCACUGAGAACAAGACUCAAAUUGAGGCGAGAGCUGAAAGAUUUGGUAUUCCAUUGAAUGAAGAAGCCAGAAAGCAGGCUCGUGCAGAACGAUUUGCUGGUAACAGUACUACAACAGCUGUCAACAAAAAACCUGCUAAGUUGUCUAUGGAAACAGGGGGAACAGACAUUGAGAAGUUGAAAGCUCGUGCCAAGCGCUUUGGCGAAGUAACUUCCAAGUCACUCACAAAGGUAACCUGUAAUGUUUCGGAACUGGAAAAAAUGAAGCAAAGGCAAGAGAGAUUUGCCGCAGGAGGAACGGAAACGAAGGGGACAGAAAUUGUUACUAGUAACAGAUUCUCUUUUCACAUUCACAGUUUGAUAAGUACUAUUCCAAUGUUUGUGUUUCCUGAGAUUAGAUUUAUUUGCAGAACCAGCCCAGAUGAUGCUAAGGCUGCAAGAGCAGCAAGAUUUGCCUCAACAACUUCCUCAGAAGACGAAAUGAAGAAGAAGCGCGCAGAGAGAUUUGGCAUACAGUGAUGACACCCGUGUGAUGGUUCUCUCAGAUAAGUUUCAUUGUACACCUAUUGGACUCAAGACCAGCAAAGAAAACAUUCUGAUUGCAAUUGCAUCAAGCCAAAGAAGGGGAUUCAUAUCUGCUGUAUGAUAAAUCAUGAUCAGAUAUCAUAUAUGUAUCUCUGAAAAGUUGUAGCCAUCAGUGAAGCCAGAGAACAGCAUACUGCAAAUGUUAGUUGAAAAAAAGAUUAUGGGAAAAAAGCAUCUGACAACAUUUUUUGAUUAUUUAAAAGAAAUAUAAAAAUGAAACAUUAUUAAAGAUAUCUGCCAAAUCAUGGGGAAACAAGGCAUAUACAAUAAAUUAGCAGGGUGGAAGACUUCCACUUCAAUAGAGGCCUUUUGUGUCCACGUAAAGAGCAAGAUUGUCAAUGAGUUGGAAUGCUCAAGUAUAUAGUUUAGAAUGUUUCUAGAACAUUGCAGUAAUCUUGAGUAACACUGGCUUAACUUCAGUACAAAAAGGUACUUUCUAAAAAAGAAAUUUUAAUGUUAAUUGUUAGUGCGAUUUGCUUGCAAGAAGUGUAGGUGUUCAAAAUUAUUUGUGUGUAAUUUCUCAUUCUUUUCCCCAACUGUAUGGCAUUCUUCUUUUAUUAUGAGUAUUUUAUAAUUUUAUAGGUAUUCCAUUUAGGGAGGACACACUUUGAAGAUAUCAUUCAUGUUUAGGAAAUUGCAAUUUUUAUUGUCUUUCAGGUAUUAGAAAUCCAGAUAGAUAGAAUGAUGAAGAUGCAUUAUUUAAAUGUAAUUUGCGUAAGGAAUAAACUUUUAUAACGUUUUCUGGUCUUUUGAUAUUCUGCUUUUUCCCAUUUUCUCUAAUGACAUUUUCUUGUAAUUAGCUUUUGUAGUAAUAUUAAUAGUAUUAUUUUAUUACAAACAUUUAUUUAUCAGUACUGUUUUACUAGCUUAUCUAUAGUAAUAUUUGGUUAACUAUGUGUAAAUUCUCUCUUUAGGUAUGUAGCAGUUUAUCAGAUAUAUAUUUUUUUUCUAUUUUUCUUUCUUUACUCUCAUUUCUGGAUAGCCAUGAAUCACAAGCAUAAUAAUCUGUAGUAAUAGAUGGUGAUAUGGGUGCAGGGUAGUAUUUCUCUGAUUUUUUUUGCCAUUACAGCAUAAUUUUAUUGAUUUGAUAGCCAUUACUUUCCUUAAAAUCUUGUUGCUUACAAUUUUUGUUGUUGUCUUUGUUUUGUUUCUAUUUUGUUUUUUUUAUGUAGGUCACUAUAGCCCCAAUAACAAAUGAUUUGAUUGAUCAGAUUAAUUAAUAUAUGCCUCGGUAGGGCUGUUGUAUACAAAUAUAGUACCUGAUAAUCUCAUUUUUAAGAACUGAAAUCAUAAUGAAUAAGUUGUUCUUGUGGCCGAAGUAACGACUCCUCAUAAGUGGGGUUGCUUUUACAUCCAUUUUUGAUAAUGCUAACUGUCUGUGUUUCUUGAAUACACUUGCUUGUAAUGCAGAUUAAUCUUUGUUAUAUACAGUUUUGCCCAAUAGAGUGUGAUUUUGGUGUUAAAUGAAUUUAGCAUAUGGAAAGGAUGAUAUGCGUUACUUGUUUUGGUAUUGGGUGAUUAGAUUGGUCAUUGUAAGGAUGGUAAACUCUUUAAAAGCUAAGAUGUAUUUGUGCAUUACAUGAGAAAAUUAUGGUGCAAGUUAUUACAGAAAGAAGCUAGUAUUGGCAAAUUUCGGCAAAUUUAGUAUAUAUAUUUUUUUCUGCAAUUUCUGUUUAUUCUAUUUGCUUCUUUUUGUUUUUCAGUUUAGAAUACAUUUUCUGAACAAAAGCAAUUCAAAAAAACAAGGCAGUAUGAGCAUGUGUUUAUAACUUCUUUUUUUUUUUAGCUUUUGUAAACUUGGUAUAUGUAGAGGUUGUUUUUAUAUGUGUAAAUUUUUAUAGUAAAAUUAAGCACAUUAAUACCUUUACCCUUUGAGGUAAAAUACUAGAAAUAUCACAUGGAUACUAACCACACAUUGUUCGUACUGUACCAUUUGUGAUUAUGUACCUUUAUCACUGCAUUGAGAGCAUUUCUUUUUUAAUAAUAAUUACAUGAAUA